Messenger RNA from Neltuma alba, 2732 nucleotides. Its product is annotated as G-type lectin S-receptor-like serine/threonine-protein kinase At1g11330. The record is from RefSeq and is a predicted model, not a curated record. The transcript has 7 exons. NCBI's taxonomy places the organism in Eukaryota, Viridiplantae, Streptophyta, Magnoliopsida, Fabales, Fabaceae. Gene Ontology annotation, biological process: protein phosphorylation; recognition of pollen. Gene Ontology annotation, cellular component: plasma membrane. Gene Ontology annotation, molecular function: protein serine/threonine kinase activity; ATP binding. Bases 79 to 2583 code for a protein of 834 amino acids.
UCUGGGAGCGCCAACCAUUGAUAGCAAGUCUCGGUCAUCUUUCCUGAUGGUGCAUCUCAAGGGCACUUCACUUCAGCAAUGAGAUUCUUUUGCAGAUAUACAAUCCUGCUCGCUGUCUUGAUCAUAUUUUGCUGCUCCUGUUUUGACUUUUGCAGUGCCAAAGACACCAUCAAAUCAUCACAACACAUUAAGGAUCCUGAAACUGUUAGUUCCAAUGGAAGUUUUUUCAUGUUGGGAUUUUUCAGUCCAGAAAAUACCACAAAUCGCUACGUGGGAAUUUGGUACAAGUCCCAGUCCAAUAUCAUAUGGGUAGCUAACAGAAACCAACCAUUGACGGAUUCUUCUGGGACUGGGACUAUUGCAAUAUCUGAGGAUGGCAAUCUUGUGGUAAUAAAUGGGGAAAACCACAUCAUUUGGUCAUCAAAUGUGUCAAAUAUUGCCCUCAAUACAACUUGUCAGCUUCUAGAUUCUGGAAAUCUUGUCCUCAAAGAUUCCGCAGAAAACAUCUUAUGGGAAAGUUUUGCACAUCCUUCUGACUCAUUCCUCCCCCAAAUGAAACUUACAAGGAACAAAAGAACAGGUGAGAAACUAAGACUAACAUCGUGGAAAAGUUUGUCAGAUCCAUCCAUGGGCAACUUCUUUAUCACACUUGAACGUCCAGAUAUUCCUGAAAUAUUCAUUUGGAAUGGAGAUCACCCGUAUUGGCGAAGUGGUCCAUGGAAUGGUAGGAUCUUUACUGGCAUAUACUAUAUGAAUGCCCUUUAUCUUAAAGGAUUUCGUAUCAUAGAGGAUGGAGAAGGAACUAUUUAUGUGUCUUUUAGUUUUUCUGAUGUGACAGAAUUCACGUUGUUUGUCUUAGACUUUCAGGGCGUAAUAUACGAAAAAGAUUGGUUUAAUGACACAAUAGAACCACAAAAAAAUCAUAGUAUUCAAACUUCAGAAUGUGAUAUUUAUGGCUUAUGUGGAUCAUUUGGAAGCUGCAAUGCAAAUAGUUCGCCUAUAUGCAACUGUUUGAGAGGUUUUGAGCCAAGCAAGAGAAAGGAAUGGGAUAUGCAAAACUGGACUAAUGGUUGUGAGAGGAAGACAACUUUGCAGUGUGAGAUGUUGAAAAAUCGAAGUGCACAAGGCAAACAAGAUGGAUUUUAUAAGUUGCAGAUGGUUAAAGUGCCAGAUUUUGCAGAACUGUCCUCUGCUUCAGAGGAGACCUGCAGAAGCCAAUGCUUGGAGAACUGUACUUGUAUAGCAUAUUCAUAUAGUCCUGAAAUAGGUUGCAUGUCUUGGAAGGGAAAUCUAAUUGAUAUACAGCAGUUCUCAACAGGUGGACUUGAUCUAUAUGUACGUCUAGCCCAUUCAGAUCUUGAAAAGGAGACGCAUGCCAGAAAAAUCAUCAUCAUUACAGUAAUAAUAGGAACACUUAUAAUUGCUUUUGGUACAUAUGUUUUAUGGAAAAGGAUAGUGAAGCACUCAGAGACAAAAUCAAAGAACAAGUGGUUCUUACGAUUAAAGAAAGAUGAAGAAUAUUUAGAGAAAACAGAAGACACCAUCAUCGGACAAUUGUCCCGUGUCAAACUACCAGAGGUAUUGGCAUAUGAUUUUGAAAAGGUUGCAACUGCUACAAACAACUUUGACCUCUCUAAUAAGCUUGGGCAGGGUGGCUUUGGUCCAGUGUACAAGGGGAUAUUGCAAGACAGUCAGAAUAUUGCAGUUAAAAGACUUUCUAGAGCAUCUGGACAAGGACUAGAGGAAUUCAUGAAUGAGGUCAUUGUCAUUUCCAAGCUUCAACACCGUAAUCUUGUCAAACUUAUUGGCUGCUGCAUUGAAGGAGGAGAGAAGAUGUUAAUCUACGAGUACAUGCCAAAUAAAAGUUUAGAUGCAUUUAUUUUUGAUCCACUAAACAAGAAAGUCCUAGAUUGGGGAAAGCGUUUUGACAUAAUUGGAGGGAUAGCUAGAGGAAUGCUUUAUCUUCAUCGAGAUUCUAGACUAAAAAUUAUACAUAGAGACCUAAAGGCAAGCAACAUACUAUUAGAUGAGAACUUGAAUCCAAAAAUAUCAGAUUUUGGCAUGGCAAGAAUUUUUCAAGGGAGUGAAGAUCAAGCAAACACGAGAAGAGUUGUUGGAACCUAUGGUUAUAUGUCACCGGAGUAUGCAAUAGAAGGAUUAUUUUCAGAGAAAUCCGAUGUGUUUAGUUUUGGAGUUUUACUAUUAGAGAUUGCAACUGGAAGAAGAAACUCAAGCCUUUCUAUCAAUGAGGAUUCUCUCAGCCUUUUAGGAUUGACAUGGAAAUUAUGGAAUGAGGAGAAUGCUUCAACGCUAAUAGAUCCUAGAAUAUAUGAUAACAACCUGGAGAAAGACAUAUUAAGAUGCAUACACAUAGGGCUUUUAUGCGUGCAAGAGCUUGCAAGAGAGAGGCCAAGUAUGAGCACUGUGGUUUCAAUGCUUAGCAGUGAGAUUGUAAACCUUCCUUCUCCAAAACAACCCGCAUUCAUCGAAUGGCAGAGUUUGCUAUGUUCAUCAUCUAAUGAAGAAAGUCAGAGAUUGUUUACAAAUAACAGUGUUAGCGUUACAGAGAUACAUGGCAGAUAACUACAAUAUCAUACUUCCAAUCAUAUGAUUGAGAAAUAUUUGCAUUCUUGCUUAUAUGUACAUAGAAAUAAUAUUCCAGAAAAAGAAGUUUCUCUUACCCACGAGUUGUAAUGUUUUUUGGCUAUGUCAAAACAUGCAAGUUAUUCUUU